Messenger RNA from Rana temporaria (common frog), 2165 nucleotides. RefSeq names its product interleukin 1 receptor associated kinase 4 (gene IRAK4). Bases 174 to 1526 code for a protein of 450 amino acids. Lineage: Eukaryota; Metazoa; Chordata; Amphibia; Anura; Ranidae. Gene Ontology annotation, molecular function: ATP binding; magnesium ion binding; protein serine/threonine kinase activity. The record is from RefSeq and is a predicted model, not a curated record. Gene Ontology annotation, biological process: protein phosphorylation; signal transduction. The transcript is spliced from 12 exons.
GGAGGGCUGUACGGACUAGUUGGAGUUUCCAGUGUGGUGAAAGCAGGGAGGGGAGGAGGCGGAAAUGUGAUUGGUGAGGAGGUCAGUGUGUGAUGUGCGGGCACCGGGCUGGUGAGUGAAGAGUUAGUUCACUGUCCCCUCUAUAGGCUGCCUGCCUGUGAUUGAAUUUGAAAAUGAAUAACCCUGUAACACCAUCCACUUUUGUGCGUAACCUGAGUCCUGGAUUAUUUAGACAGCUGGGAGAUUUUCUUGACCCGCAAGAUGGAUGGAAAACUAUAGCAAUGAAUAUAAAAAAAGCGUCGGGGGAACCUCGAUACUCACAGUUUCAUAUAAGGCGAUUUGAGGGAAGCAUUCAAAAAGGAAAAAGUCCAACGCAAGAAUUGCUUUUUGACUGGGGGACGACAAACUGCACCGUCCGUGAUCUCACUAACCUGCUGCGGGAGACAAAUUUCCUGACUGCUGCUUCAAUUUUGCCCAGUGAUCAAGAGACAAGAGCUGCCUGCCCAACAACCCUUAUAGAUGAAUUGGAGAAACAACAGAUCACAUCUGAAAAAUGUAUCCCAAAAAAUCGUGGAGACCCUGUUUGUCAAAGCUCACAUCCAGAGGAGAAUGAUGAAGAAACAGGGUUUGGAGUUUUCUCCUUUAAUGAGCUGAAGAGAAUUACAAGAAAUUUUGAUGAUCGUCCACUUUCUGAUGGAGGGAAUAAAAUCGGAGAGGGGGGGUUUGGAGUUGUAUUCCAGGGACAAUUGAAGUCUGAAAAAGUGGCAGUAAAAAAACUGACAACAAUUGUUGAUGGUAGUCUACAGGACCUUAAAGAUCAGUUUGAUCAAGAAAUAAGAGCAAUGGCUAAAUGUCAGCAUGAAAACAUUGUGAAACUUCUUGGCUUUUCAAAUGACAGUGACAAUUACUGCUUGGUUUAUACUUAUAUGUCUAAUGGCUCUUUGCUGGACAGGUUAGCUUGCCUGAAUAACACAGAUCCAUUAUCCUGGAAUAGAAGAUGUAGUAUUACAGUAGGAACAGCAAAGGGCAUUAAAUACUUGCAUGAAAACAAUCACAUUCACAGAGACAUUAAGAGUGCAAAUAUUCUUCUAGAUGCUUAUUUUACUCCCAAAAUAUCAGAUUUUGGGCUUGCAAGAGCGACUGGGAAACAUGCCAGUACUAUGAUGACGGAAAGAAUUGUCGGUACUACAGCUUACAUGGCCCCAGAAGCCCUGCGAGGAGAGGUCACUAUAAAGUCUGAUAUAUUUAGUUUUGGCGUGGUAUUACUAGAAGUAAUCUCAGGACUCCCGCCAUUUGAUGAGACACGAGACCCACCAUUAUUGCUUGACAUUAAAGAGGAAGUUGAAGAGGAGGAAAAAACUCUUGAAGAAUGCGUGGACAAGAAAAUGGGAGAUGUGGAAUUCAGCUUGUUAGAAAAAAUGUACUGCCUUGCCAGUCAGUGCUUGAACCAAAUGAAAAACAAAAGACCCAACAUUAUCACAGUGCUGCAUUCUCUGGAGGAUAUAACCUACUCUUCUGGUUCCUGAUCAAUGCAAACGUUUCUAUUUUUUGUACAUAUGUGAUUUUAUAUUGAACAACAUUAAGCUCUGAAGUUAGAGGGACAGCUAUUUUCACUAGAGAUAAAAUGCCUUGACAAUCAGGAAUAUAAACUCUUCUUCAUCUUCUCUUUGAAUAUGUUCUCCUGGCAGUAUGAAAAUGGAUAUAUUUUGAGUAAGCAGAUAUUUUAAGUUAUUAAGAUGGUAUUUACCUUAAGACCCCUUCCACACUGGGGUGGUUUUCAGGUGCUUUAGCGCUGGAAAUGGCCUCUGCUAAGCGCCUGAAAUCCACCUCCCAUUCAAGUGUGACUUUUUAUACUGGAGCGGUGUGCUUGGGGGACGUUCCGAAAAGUCCUGCAAGCAGCUUUUUGGGUCAGGUUGGGAGUGCUAUACUUGGCGCUCCCAAAAUGCCCUGUCCAUUGGAAUGAAUGGGCAGCGCUUCCGAAGCGCCGCAACACAGGAGUUUUUAACCCCUUCUUUGGGGUUAAAAGCACCCUGCUAGCUGCUGAAAAGCGCCGGUUUACCGCAAACACAACCCCAGUGUAAAACGGGGUCUCGGCUAGGGCUGCCACCUCAUUCCUUUUAAAUCCGAACACAUAUGAAUUACACAGGUUCGAAGGCUAAUUUAAU